AUGUCUACGGCCAAGAAAACCCACACCACGCCUGCAGACCAGGAAAAAUUGCAGGCCAUCGUGGCCGUCAAGGGCGUCAAGAAUGAGUUGAAGAAACUUUUUCGUGAAAGCCCGACAGUCGGACUCGAUGAGAAGACUAGGCGCGAGCUUGAGGGGGAUGGUGACCUCCCCCCCUUACCUUUUCCAAUUACCUCCCCCGAACUGCGAGGUCCGUCAGAGAAGAUCACGGCAGCAAUCAUUGGGGCUGGAGCUGCGGGUCUUUUCACUGGAAUGAUAUUCGACUAUCUUAGAAGAAAGGCGGCACUGGAUGUGUCUUACGAGAUCAUCGAGGCAGCGAGGGAAAACAGGGUUGGGGGUCGGCUGUACACUCAUCAUUUUGGUUCGGCCGACAGACUUGAUUAUUAUGAUGUGGGAGCGAUGAGGUUCCCGGACAACCCCGUCAUGAGUCGUGUCUUCAAACUCUUCAAUCGCCUGCGAAUGGAAAGAACAGAGGACAUCGCCGCAGCGCAGAAUGGAAUGCUCAUCCCGUAUUAUAUGCAGAAUGACGCUGGUGACGAGCCAUGGCGGUUCAAUAGCAUUACCGAAUGGGGGAAUCUCCAAGGGAUACAAGUUCAGGCCAGACACGCAGGCCCCUUCAACCUGAACACAGAUGGAAAGAUUGACGUACGAUUGUUGAACUUUACCCCGGAUGUUGUGAUGAAUGAAGCUAUUCAUAAUAUCAGAGAGGCGUUGAAGAGAGAAGACGAUCAAGGGUGGCAAUUACUCAUGCACUAUGACUCCAUGAGUACUCGGGAUUUCCUGAGACGAGUUUAUCAGUCUCAUGUUAGGAGGCUUGACAUUCCGCCCCCGCCGUACAAUUUCGAGACCAUUGAAUGGAUGGAAACAUUUAACGGAGGCACGAGCUGGUAUGACCAGGCGCAUAGUGAAACAGUCCUUGAGUCACUGGAUUUCCACUAUGACGACAAUACGUCGUGGUGGUGUGUCCGUGGUAGUAGUCAAAUAAUUGCCAAGAGGAUGCAGGAAGCUUUGGAGAUAUCGCCACGCUGGACAUUGAACACCUCGAUUCAAAAAAUAAAAAAACAAAAGGAAACAAAGACGUACUCCGGGGUUUUUAGCUCGGUGCCCCUGGGCUGUCCGCAACGCAUGGAGACCAAGGACGCCAAUCUGAAUUACGGUACCAAACAGGCCAUCCGGUCUUUGGGGUAUGGAGAAUCCGCCAACGUGGGAAUGACGUUCGAGCGUGCCUGGUGGAUCCAUGACCUGGGCGAACAUAAUAUCACAAUGGGUGGACUGGGCCAUUCCGAUCUAAUGAUCAGGACGUGCGUUUAUCCAUCCUACAAUUACAAUCUCGGCAGGAAUGAGCCUGCGGCUCUCCUAUGCUCGUACACUUGGCAACAGGAUGCCCAGCGCAUAUCCUCCCUAAUCCACGGCGACAAGGCCAAAGAGGAAGACCUCAAGGAGCAGAUCGUCCGUGAUUUGGCCUGUCUUCACAGUACUACCCCUGACAGCGAGGAGAACCUCUACAACCUUAUCAAGAGAUUGUAUGUAGAUCACCACGCCUUCGACUGGGGCCACGAUCCCAACGCAAUGGGAUCCUUCGCCUUCUUCCGCCCGCAGCAGUUCUCCAGCAUGUGGCCCCAUAUUAUCCAGCCCUCGGGAGACUUGGUGAUUAUUGGAGAAGCCGCCAGUCCCAGGCAUGCCUGGGUUGUGGGAGCUCUGGAUAGUGCUGUCCACGGCGUGCAUGACUGGCUGGUGGCAAAUCAGAACGCAAUUCCCCAUGCCAGCGAGGCGAUUAGUGUGUUGCGGACCGAGGAAGCGGGCGAGGACAAUCCAUUUGUCGGUCUUCCAUCCUUUAUGUCUUCAAACCUCGCCGAAUGGCACGCGCAAAGGACAAGUCCAGAAUCUUUCUCACGGAACCAAAUUAAACAUAUCCUUCUAUACUAA
Aspergillus sclerotioniger CBS 115572 is the source of this 1944-nucleotide messenger RNA. RefSeq names its product flavin monoamine oxidase family protein. NCBI's taxonomy places the organism in Eukaryota, Fungi, Ascomycota, Eurotiomycetes, Eurotiales, Aspergillaceae. Bases 1 to 1944 code for a protein of 647 amino acids. Gene Ontology annotation, biological process: amino acid catabolic process. The record is from RefSeq and is a predicted model, not a curated record. The transcript is spliced from 9 exons. Gene Ontology annotation, molecular function: polyamine oxidase activity; L-amino-acid oxidase activity.